Molecule: messenger RNA, 2103 nt
Organism: Lottia gigantea (owl limpet)
Lineage: Eukaryota; Metazoa; Mollusca; Gastropoda; Lottiidae
Exons: 14
Coding region: 1-2103 (700 amino acids)
Biological process (GO): homophilic cell-cell adhesion
Cellular component (GO): plasma membrane
Molecular function (GO): calcium ion binding
Source: RefSeq, a predicted model, not a curated record
AUGCCAGAUCGGCAGAUGAUAACUUAUGUUUUAAUGAUUUUAUGCUUUAGAGGGAUAAAUUCGCAGGGUGAAAUCACGCUCAGCAAUCCAGUGGUAAAUAUUGUUGAAACAGCAACUGCGGAUACACAAAUUGGUAACAUACAAACCACAGAGUCAUCAUGUAAAAUCACAAACACUACUCCGAGAAAAGGACCGUUUGAUUUAAGCAAUACUGGAUCGUCGUAUGAUGUUAUAUUCAAAUAUGGCCGAGGAUAUACCAAAUUAGACUAUUCCAAAACACCAACCUACAUCCUCCAUAUUCAAUGUGGAUCGGCGAAAGAGGAUUUGGAAGUUGAUGUUCAUCCCAAUUCCCCUCCUAAGAUAACAGACUGGCCCUCGGUCACUAUUACCAAAUUCAAAGCAAAAGAAACUGCUGAAGAUACUUUCAUCUAUAAAGUACCGGCUAGCGACAUUGAUGGUGAUACAUUAACUUACACUAUGUAUAGUGAUCCAGAUUUAGGAUAUUUUAGCAUUGAUGAAACUACGGGCAAAAUCGUCGCUGCUGUAGAUCUAAACCUAGCCACUGUGGAUGUUAUACCAUUGAAAGUUAAUGUCAGUGAUGGUAAAAAUACUGUUGGUCCCUUUUCAAUUUUUGUCAGGUUGAAAGAUUUGAAUUCUCGCCCAGAGUUCACCAAUCUACCAACUAACGUUAGUAUUAAAGAAGAUGCCGAGGCUGGGGACACAGUAUUACAGUUGUCAAUCAGUGAUGAUGGUCCAACUAAUAAUCUUAAACCAGUUUGUUCGGUUUUUCCAAAUUCUGAAAAUUAUAAGUUCAAUUAUGAACCAUCUACCCAAAAAUUGAAAUUGGCAAAAGUUCCAGAUGGUGAUACGUUACUGGAUUUCGAGACUACCAAAUUUUAUAAUAUAACUUGCAAGAUAAAUGAUGGUUACCUAGAUAAUCAAGGUGACUAUAUCAACCUCUAUGUUGAAAACGUCAAUGAAGAACCAAUUUUUAACCAGGAACUUUACACUUGUAAUCUAUAUGAAUCCAAGGCUGGUGUAUCGACUUGUGAUCUUCCAAUGACCAUAACGGAACCAGAGGACCAGAAAUUUGAUACAAUCCUUCUUCCCGGAAACAACAGUAAACGAUUUACCCUUACUUCAGACACCAACAAGUUGACUUUUCAGACCACUUACGAUGUUGAUGAUAAUGUUAUGCCUGAUCAGGUCAUACUGACCGUCGCCGCUGUUGAUAGCCGUGGGAAGACAGGGACAUCCAAGAUUCAAGUGAACAUUAGAGAUGUUAAUGACAACGCUCCGGAUUUUGGUUCUGUUGAACCAGUGUAUUCCAUUGGUGCUGAUACGUCCUUGGGUGUGCUUGGUAAUGUGGUAGCUGAUGAUAUAGACGACGGUAGUAAUGGAGAAGUCACGUAUAGUCUAACUGGAGGCUCAGCACAAGCUUUAGCUUAUGUAAAUGUACUCAGGAACGGUGAAGUAUGCAUAUUUAUGACCAACUCUAUGCAAAAUGUUCGAUAUUCAAACCAGUAUGAUUAUAGUCUCGCUGGACAAACACAUUAUUUAGAGGUGACAGCUAAGGAUAAAGGUUCACCACAAAAGACAUCGACAACAACAAUAGCUGUCUUAUUCCAAACAACGACCACUACACCCGUACCACCUACAAAUACACCAGUGAUUGUGCUUAAUAAUGGGGGUUCUUCUUCAAAUAGUCAGACAGCAUCCUCGACAAGUUUCCUAGACGAUUCCACUAAUGUUGGUUUACUAGCUGCAUUAUUGAGUUUGCUGGCAUUAGCUGGUCUGGCAGCUCUAUUGUGUUGCUGCUGUCGGGGUUCCAAUUCGUCUUCCUGCUUUUCUGGAGGACAGAGUAAAAGCUUCUGUGAUUGUUUUUCAAGCCGCCCGAGGAUAAGAAAGGUUAAACAGAUCGUAGAAGAACCGGAACCGGAAAUAAUAGAAGAGAAACCUAAACAGGUGGUGGUCGAGGAGUUUGUUGAAGAACCAAGAAUGGUUUCGUACACACCAUCCGUUAUAUCAUAUAAUAAUAGUCCGGAAUACGUCACAGAUGUUGUACCAUACACUGGAUAUGAUCGAGGCUACUAUCGAUAUUGA